AUGGCUUCAUAUACUGAUUUUCAAACAAGGGAUGAUAGAGAAACUUUAUCAAGAUUAGAUGAACUUGUAGUCCCUAGAUCACCGUUAUCACCACCUAUCGAAAAUCAUUUAUACCACAAUUCUUCGUCGUAUUCUAGAUUUCCCAUCACCCCUCCACCAGAUUAUAACGGAAAAUAUGAUGAAAUUAAUUUGAAUGAAGAUGACGUGGAUAUGGAUGAAAGUGGCGAUGAGAUAUCCGCUUUGCCCCAAUUCUCUCGGUUCACUCAUGUAGAUCAUGGUGAUCCCUUGGUUAAUUCAUUAGCGUCUCCAUUAAGUGCUCUUGAUAUAAGUGACGAAGAUGAUAGGGACUUCUUACAUGAUUUUAAUAAUCGUGAUAGAAAAGUACAAGAAAUAAUAACUCUCAACAAAAACCAUUUUGAAAAGGUUAAGCAAUCAUUUUGUGGUUCGGAAGAGGAGUGGCAAAGGUUCUUAAGGGUUCUUUACGCCAAAUCUGAAAUUGUACCUGAUAAAGAAUGGUUCGCCACCAUUGGUGAAUUCAUUGUUCCGACAAAUCCUCUACUUUCGAUAUUUGAAGAUUUGAUAUGUAAUAAUAAUCAUCAAACUGAACCCAACGAGAGCAUUAAUCAUUACCAUGAAACUGCGCCAGAUCAAACAUCGGAAAUCGAUGACGAUUAUGGAUAUCCCCCCUCAAUCAACUCAACAGCCACGGGUAAUAGUAGGAGACAAUCAAGAGAUGAUGACAUCAUUAAAUUUCAGGAGGUGGACAUAAAAGAGAUACGUAAUUAUCCCGAGAAAUUGGCAAAUUUUGAAAAUUUAUAUCCAGAGUUCUUUACAGAUGCGAAGGUCUACUUGAGACAAGAAUGUCGAGUGAGAUUAGGGCAUUAUUCACAAGAAAAGGUUGGUAAGGCUAAUAAUUGUGAAUUUAUCACCGAUGAUUUGAUCGAUUCAGAUUGCGAAGAGUGUUACCAAGAACGAGAAUACAGCGAAGAUUUUGUUGAUGAAUUAAGGGCGAAUGUUGAAGAACACGAACAGACUUGUGAAGAUUCUAAAUUAUAUAGUCAUUUCGUUCAAAUAUUACUCACUCCAAGGCGUAUGAUGCCCGAUGAUUUAUGGGAAGAAUCAAUUGAUGAAUGUCUAAAUAAUUGGCCACAUUUAAUGUCUCAUCUUAAAGAAAUUAUCGCGUAUGAAUUAUCUACAAAAGAAGAUUUAAAUAAUAAUGGAUAUUUCUGUAAUUGGACUAAUUCACAAGAAAUUACCAUCUAA
Messenger RNA from Funneliformis geosporum, 1263 nucleotides. NCBI's taxonomy places the organism in Eukaryota, Fungi, Glomeromycota, Glomeromycetes, Glomerales, Glomeraceae. The record is from the annotation of a GenBank genome assembly.